Messenger RNA from Lodderomyces oxycetoniae, 339 nucleotides. RefSeq lists its product as uncharacterized. NCBI's taxonomy places the organism in Eukaryota, Fungi, Ascomycota, Pichiomycetes, Serinales, Debaryomycetaceae. The transcript has a single exon. Bases 1 to 339 code for a protein of 112 amino acids. The record is from RefSeq and is a predicted model, not a curated record.
AUGAGUCUAAUUCGUCAAUUUUCCAGACACCUAUAUGCAAGUUCUUGUGUUAGAGGCCCAGCCGCUUUCUCCUUGACUUUUUUCACAAAAGACAAUUGCAAGCUAUGUUCAGAUGCAAAGAUGGUGUUAGAGAAAAGUUUAAAGUCACCAACUUUAAAGAAUGCCAACUUUAUCAUCAAAAAUGUUGACAUCCAGGCUCUUGAAAAUAGAGAAUGGUUUGAUAAGUAUUGCUAUGAUGUACCUGUACUUCAUAUUGAAAAGCCUGGUGCAAAGUUGAAGAAAUUCAUGCACUACCUACACGAGGAUGAUAUAAUUAGGGAGUUGAGGUCAGAGCAAUAA